GGUUUCCUGACAGCUAAUGAUUGAACUUUGAACUAAAUACACAGCUCAGCUUUGCGUAUUGUCCUCGUUGCAGGCGCGAGGCCUCUCACAAAUCCACAAUCCACAGCUUGCUUGCCCAUCCACCAUCGGUAUAAAAACCCUCAGGCUUAAGGCUAUAAUUUAAUUUUCGAAUCGUCCGCACUUCGGUACCACAGCACUCGUGACUUUAACUUACCCUUGUAUACAUUCAUCCACCGCAGUACUUACUCACGAAACUCCCCCUUGAUUAGUAGCCAUCAUGUCCCUUGGUCUCCCACCGGUAUCGACAGGUCUCAAGUCUAUAGCGCCGUACCUCCAACGUGCUGAGGAACUGGUCAAUCAACAACCAGUUGUGGCAUACUGGUGCGCGUACUAUGCAGCACAACUUGGUAUCAAUUUGAAAGCAAAGGAUGCUGCUUCACGCACACUGCUCCUAAAUCUCCUGAACGCACUCGAGCGCUUGAAAGCAGAAAUCGGUCCCAGUGACACUAUAGAUAGCGAGCCUGCGAGCGCAGCGUUCGUUGAGAACUUUGCCCUAAAGAUCUUCCGCAUCGCCGAUGAUGAAGACCGUGAAGGUCAUGCAACAAGAUCAACUGCGAAGAAGUUUCUUGCCGCAGCAAAUUUCUUCGAGGUCUUGAAAGUAUUUCCAACGACGGAUAUCUCCGAUACAAUAGAUGGCAAGAUUAAAUAUGCUAAAUGGAAGGCAGCUGAUAUUGCAAAGGCAUAUCGGGAGGGUAGGAAGCCCACACCAGGUCCUGCUGGGUCUCAGUUUGACCUAGAACUCCUCCAUGCUACUUCUGAUGCUUCGGAGCUACCUUCACGAGUUGAAGAUCCUCAGACCUCCCCUUCAGCAACGAGCCAAUCCCCCACGUUGCCUCAAACGUCGCAUUAUCGACAGACACCAUCUCCAAAGAUGAGUCCAGAUGAUAUCACUCGUGCCAAUCGCUUGCAUUCCCCUCGCCAUGAUGAUGAAUCGCUGAGCCCCGGGUGUUGGAGUACGACGGCGACUCCAGGAUUCGAUCUUGCUCAGGAUAACAGCAGUGUCAGUUUGGACCAGGCAAACAACUGGCACGAAACCCCUCUCAAUGGUAGAGGGAGUCAACUUCGUAAAGCCUGGAUUAGCACCGACGUGGAGGACACGACUAGCGAUGAAGAGCUAGUCCGAGAUCCGUUGCUUAACGGAUCAUCGCCUAGUCAGGUUCCGUUCUUGCCAUUUGCUAGCGAGUCUCGGCCGUCCGUAUUCCAGUCCUCAUCUCCGCCCAAAGAGCGACCUGUUAUAUAUGCACCGACAACCAAAGAUCAUGUUUCCCCCACUCCUCCGCAUCCUACCUUCCUUCCUUCGAUCUCUCCACCGAGAGGCUCGCCACCGCGAACCCGUGUUCGCGGUCCUUCAAUAUCGUCUCAAGAACUUCCGCUUGGAUUUGUACCCUCGAGUCCAGUGCCUCCGCCCAUGAUUCCUCCUCCACCAAUGCCCACUAUAUUCGCACCUUCUUCACCUCCUCGCAUGGUGCCUCCGCCUCCAGCUCCCGCCCCAGUUCCUGCCCCUUUACCAAUGAAUAAUUUUCAACUUACGUCCACUAUCAUUGCCAAAGCACAGAAGCACUGUCGCUUUGCUAUUUCCUCGCUUGAUUACGAGGAUGCUGAACAAGCGAGAAAGGAACUCAGGGCUGCGCUGGCUCUCCUCGGAGGUUGAAUUGAUGCAUUAGUGUCGAUUGGUCAUGCUAUCCAGUGUGGGAGCUGGUCUCUUUCCUGAGGAAGCGGGCUUUCUGCCUGAAAGGCUCAUGUAUUUUUCUUCAUCUACCUGUGAUUUAAUGUAGU
Suillus discolor is the source of this 1836-nucleotide messenger RNA. RefSeq names its product Vta1 like-domain-containing protein. The record is from RefSeq and is a predicted model, not a curated record. Gene Ontology annotation, cellular component: multivesicular body. Gene Ontology annotation, biological process: late endosome to vacuole transport via multivesicular body sorting pathway. The transcript has 4 exons. NCBI's taxonomy places the organism in Eukaryota, Fungi, Basidiomycota, Agaricomycetes, Boletales, Suillaceae. Bases 278 to 1711 code for a protein of 477 amino acids.